This is a messenger RNA of Eriocheir sinensis (Chinese mitten crab), 4277 nucleotides long. RefSeq names its product T-cell immunomodulatory protein-like. The coding region runs from base 325 to 2106 and encodes 593 amino acids. The transcript is spliced from 3 exons. Lineage: Eukaryota; Metazoa; Arthropoda; Malacostraca; Decapoda; Varunidae. Gene Ontology annotation, cellular component: plasma membrane; transcription factor TFIIIC complex. The record is from RefSeq and is a predicted model, not a curated record. Gene Ontology annotation, biological process: transcription initiation at RNA polymerase III promoter. Gene Ontology annotation, molecular function: histone acetyltransferase activity.
GAAGCAUUGGUGAGCGGUGUGAUGGAGGCGAUUGAAGUGCGGCAAUUGGUCCAGGGCAUACCUUUCGCCACAACAGUCCUCGCUCGGUCGCCAGUCGCCUGGUCAGAAGAGAACAACAUCUCCCUUGUGACCCAGCAUGGCGUCUAUAUUAUGGUACUCUAAGAAGAGUUUGGUAUGAGGAACACUUGCACCUCAAAGACGUUACAUCAUUACCAUCGUCAUUACACGAAAGUAUAGCUACUUGCGUUACAAGGAAACACUUGAUGUUUAGUGUGGAAGAAAUUAAGUUUCGUUGUGUUUGUUAGAAAAAGAAUAAUUGCCAAGAUGAAUGUGAUAAACCUCUUCACAGUUUUAGUGGUUGUGAAUAUGGCUUGGGGACUCAACUUUACUGAGUAUGUGUUUGGAACCAAUACAAAUUUCAUGCCAGCUGCAUUUGGAGACUUCAACUCAGAUAAGCUGACAGACUUGUUUGUGGUGACUGAGGAUGGCAAGACUGUGGAGGUGUUGAUAUCCCAGUCUGAGCCCCCCCUCAUGCUCGCCCCGGGGCCUGAGGGUGGGACGUCCUGCACCUACAAGACACUCAAUAUCCGCAAUGUUGCUCCUGGUGACUUUGAUGGAAAUGGAGCCAUGGAUGUGAUGAUAGUGUCAUACAAUGCUAGUGUUUCACCAUUUUAUCAAGUGUUUAUCCUGUGGGGAAACCUGAAGGAAAUGACUCUAAACUGUGGAUCAGAAGACACACCUUUGCUUACUGUCUCAGGCCAUCCCUUAGUUAUGGACUACAAUGGAGACAUGAUCCCAGACCUGUUUGGAGAGGAUGAACAGAAAAACAGAAUGUUUUGGGUGUUUGGACCAAAACGAGAGCCUCCACAAGCUGUGCCAAUGAGCCAAGGCAACCUUACAAACCUUACUUUGCCAAGUUCAAAUGCUUUCAUUGAUCUGAAUGACGAUCUUGCUGCAGACUUGUGGGUGACAGCCAAAGGACAGUAUGAAGUGUGGAUGAAGUCUGGCAAUGAUUUCAAGCAGACUGUUAUCACCAAGCUACCUAAUAUCUCUGUUGUGAUAGGACAGACAUCAUUUGCUGAUGUGAAUUUAGAUGGAGAAGUGGAGGCUCUUGUCCCAGUUUGUAAAGAUGCGUCAUGCUCACAGAGUGCAGUGUAUAUAUACAGUUAUGGGCCUGAUAAGUGGAUUGAGCUGAAUGUCAACUUUAAAGAUCCAUCUGAAAAGCUUUGGAGGUACCCAAAUGAGGCACUGCAAGGUUACCGUUACACAGAAACUAUUACCUUGCGUGUUGGUGAUUAUAAUCUGGAUGGGUACCCUGACUUUCUGGUAACCCUCAUCAAUCCUGACAAUAAACCAAGAGUGGUCCUGAUGGAAAAUGUCAAAUGUGAAGAAGCAUGCAGCACUUACCCAAGGAAGUUUGCUCCGAAGUGGAAUUUAUUUGAGGAUUUUGGAGACACAGUCUUGGGCACCUUUUGUGACUUUCAAGAGGAUGGCACCCUGGACGUCCUUCUAGUGCGGAAAGACUCUGAUGGGAAGUACCAACUUGGGGUAUACAAGGACCCCACCGAGUAUGAUGCUGUAUUUGUGAAGGUGCUUAUUUCCACUGGCCGCUGUUAUGGGGCUGACUGCCAACUCCAGAACAUUCCUUAUGGCACCAACCAGCCUGGACCAUCCAUCACCUACACCAUAACUACAGCCACUGGGGGCUUACAGCAGUCCAGGGCGACUCAGCUCUCCCAGACUGCGCACUAUGCCUUGCAGCUGCCUUACACUGUCUUUGGUCUUGGGCGAAACUGGAACUUUGUGGAGGCUUUGAAAGUUGGCAUCCCGAAGGGGAACAACUCAGAGACCCUGAGCAGUAGUUUCACCCAGAUCAUCCCCAAUUCCCAGCUGAUAGUUAUUCCCUACCCAAGGGAACACCCAUCUCUUUGGGUGAGCAAGUUGUUUAUCACUCCUAGCAAGGCAAUGCUCAUGACAGCCGGGGCACUGGUGGGGACCUGCCUCUUUGUGGCGGCCAUCAUCGGCAUCCUUCACCGGCGGGAGAUGCAGCAGGACAAGCGGGAGAAGCAGCAGGAUGCACACAAGUUUCAUUUUGAUGCCAUGUAAACCUCAACACAUUUAUUAUUUUUGUAGUAAGUGCAUAAUUAAUUUGUUGAUAUAAUUAUAUACUAUUUAUUACAUUGUUCAGUGGUAAGAAACUAUUUUGUUUCUUAGCAUUUGAUGUGUACCCUCAGACAACAAUCAUAUGGUCAUUGUUCAGUAGUUACAAUAAUACUAUACUCUCCCUUUUUUUUUUUAUUUUUUUUUAUUUUUUUUAGCCUUCGGUAUUGUAAGUCAUUAAUUAAUUGCAAUAAUUUGAUGCCUUUAUCAAUUCAUUAUACACGAUUGUUUUAUCUCUCAAGUAAUCACAUUGCAAGGUUUUGCUUGAGGUAUUGCACUAGUGCUGUGAACGGUCAAGAAGCACAUGUUUGAUGAUGCUUAAUGGAGAAAAGCUCAUCAUUAUUCUGUUUGUCAGUGCUUCUUCCCUUGUAUAUAAAUAUGUAGAUUUGUAUAUGGUAAAAGAGAAAUAGUAGAUACGUAUAUAAUAUGUAUAACAGUCCCUUUGCUUAAGCUGGAUCCCCAACAGUGGCUGGGCUUCUAGCCGGGCUGAUCAGGACGCCUCUGGUUGGCUGUUGUGGCUCAGAAAAUAUUGAUGUUACUUAAGCAGCUCAACUGUUACACAAAAAGGCAAAUUUUGAUUACAUCAUUGGAUUAAGCAGUGAUUUUACAACUAUGAGACAAUUUUCAAAACUUUAUUUGAUAAUAAACAUAAUAAUUACAUUAAGUAUAAUUCAAAGAAUAACAUUAAAUGUUUUAUUCCACUUUUUGUUUUUUCUCCAUAUUUGCAGCAAUAACAGAAUCAAGUUGAGAAAAAAAUAUUUGUUUUCAUACAUAAAAUUAUCCUGAACAUGACAGUGCUUGCAAAUUCUAGAUGAAGUGCAAUAUAAAAAAGAAGCAAAGAAGAAUUUGUAAAAAGUAAUAUGAUUCACAGAAUGUCAGAUACCAAGCCAACCCAGCUUGGUGUCUGACCACUGUUGGUGAUCCAGCUGAAGUACAUGAACUACAUUUAUUUACUCACUUUGGUCAGGCUGGCAGGGCAUAACAUUAAGUAGAUCUGAUGUGUUGUUAAAGUUGAAGUUAACAAAAGAACAAGGAUUUGACACAAUUUUUUUUAGAGCUUGUGCAAACUGACUUUUUAUAUAUGAUAAGUUUCAAACUUUAUAGGAAAAAACACUUGCCUUAAAAUAUUGUCUGCCCUCAGCCUCUCAAGUUUUAUUUUUCUGCUUUCAUAGAGAAUAAAUUUCAAUGGCAAGGAAUUAUAUUUGUCAAGUAUGGUGGAGAAUAUAUUUGAAUUGUAUUGAAAACUGUAUAGUGUGAUUAUAGAAAUAUCAGCUACAAGAAAGAAUAGCAUACUGCACAUUGCAUCACUUCAGUUUUGCUAUUCUUUCAAAAUAUGUAAAUAUCUUCAACUAUUUUUGGAAUAACAGAAUUGUGCUGCUGGCAGGUAAAGAAACGAUACAAUAAUAAUAAUAAAAAUCACUGUUGGCUCUAGCCUUGCCUUGGAUUCUGGUUUGUUUGUUGUCUUUGUGUUAUGUUUGUGUGUGUGUGUCAUGUUUAAAAAAGAGGAGUAGGAUAUCAUAAUUGCUGUCUUUUGUGAUUUGUACAGAUUUAAUGUUGCAUAAUGCAUAUCCAAUCACCAGGGCAAAGCUUUAACAAGGUUUGAGUUGCAAGAUGAAAGUUUUAGUCAAAGGACUUAUAUUUUAUAUUCCUUUCAGACAUUUAGAAGUUUCAGCAGCAAAUUUUAAUAAAUACAUUUUCAUUUUAUUGUAUUACUUGAUUUCUAUGCACAUGGACUAUUUGUUCACAUAUUAGAUAAGAAAAGGCAUUUUCCUUCUGUCAGGCAAUUGUUUGGCACAACUUUUAUGAUCAUUCAAAAUCCAGUAUCAUUUUAGUAGCUCAGUCAGCCGUUAACUCACCUGAACUACUGUAAGCCUGAGCCACUUCACUGCUGGAUACAUUAUCUUAGCCUUCCUGCCCUUUGUAAAUCUGCCAUCACUAUAUCAUAAAGGUAGUGUUUGAGUGGGAAGCGAUCCUGACAUUAUCAUUUUCACAAAAAAAGAAAGUGUGUGGCAUUCUUUUGACUUAGUUAAGACUUUUUAUCUAGUCCAUCUGUGUAUGUACUUGUGUUUUAUGUUCUGUGUAACUAUAAAGGAUAAUAAAGUUACUUUAUAUUCUGA